Arabidopsis arenosa is the source of this 710-nucleotide messenger RNA. NCBI's taxonomy places the organism in Eukaryota, Viridiplantae, Streptophyta, Magnoliopsida, Brassicales, Brassicaceae. The record is from the annotation of a GenBank genome assembly.
AGUCGAAGAAAGGAAAAAAUGGUGAUUAAGCGAAGAGAGAUAGUGGAGAUUACACCAGAUCCAUGUGAGACAAAGAAGAAAACGAAAAGCAAGACAAGAAAGAGACUUAGUAAGAAGGAGGAGGAAGAAGACGAUGGCACACCUCUUAGAGGUAUAUUUUGUCUUAAAAAAAGACAAGAUUUGAAGAUUUUCGAGGAGAAAGAGGAUUGCUUUAUCCUCGAUUUCGAUCCCAACGAUUCAUUUGAUGCACGAAAGCUCUCCGAUAGCCCUGAAUCUGACGACGACGACGACGUGGCGAUUAUCCAUGAGAAAGGCCAGGUGGCUUGUAGGGAUUUUCCACAUCCAAGGCAUCUCUGCUUGAAAUUCCCCUUUGAAUCAAGUCAACACGCAUCACAUUGUAAUCAGUGUUACUGUUAUGUCUGCGAUGUGGCUGCGCCUUGUGCCAAUUGGACGGUUAGUUAUGCUACACCGCAUUGUGAGGCAUUAGAGAACAGUAAAUGGAAGCCUUUACGAGAGGUGUACCGAAACCUUGAUGCUCGCCGUCGUGUAACCACCAACAAGUGAAAGACUUCUCUCAUGUGAUUUUGAGAUUGAUGAAUAAGAGAGUAAUGUUGUGUUCUAAUGCCUAUCUUCAGCUGAAUAUUUUGCUUACUGAAGAAACCUUUUUGUAAAAUUGGUUAUUGAGUUUCUUAUAAAUGGUUUUCGAUUUC